Periconia digitata is the source of this 1851-nucleotide messenger RNA. Lineage: Eukaryota; Fungi; Ascomycota; Dothideomycetes; Pleosporales; Periconiaceae. The record is from the annotation of a GenBank genome assembly.
UAUCACACCUGGCUUCCCGCCGCAAUUCAGACACUGAUUCGCGCAGUGGGGGGCGUCACCCGUGUGAGGGCCCCCGUCUUUACCGUCAACAGAGUCGCUUCAAGAGCUCACGGCAACAAUAACACGCUCUUCACAAUGGCGACAGAGCAACAGCAACUUCGGGAGGUGCAGGAGAAUGGGGCUGUAGAGAGACCAGCGAAAAAGGCAAAGCUGCGAGGGAGAGCUUUCUACGAGAGCAUCGGGAGUCCCAAGGUCGUGCUUGCGCCCAUGGUCGAACAGUCGGAAUUUGCCUGGCGAAUGCUCACACGCUCAUUCCUCUCGCCCUCGGAGCAAUCCAACCUCCUGUCCUACACGCCCAUGUUCCACUCCAAGAUGUUCUCUGAAAUGCCCAAAUACCGCGACUCGCACUUCCAACCCCUUAAAUCCGCCCUUCCAUCCCCCGUCGACUCCUACCACCUAUCCCAAUUACCCGAAUCGGAAUUGAACCUCGACGGAAACCCGGCCUUUGAUCGACCACUCACUGUACAGUUCUGUUCCAACGACCCAGACGACCUGCUGAAUGCGGCGAAACAUGUGGCUCCUUUCUGCGAUGCCGUGGAUCUCAAUCUUGGCUGCCCUCAAGGGAUCGCGAAGAGGGGCAAUUAUGGCGCUUUCUUACAGGAAGAUUGGGGGCUAAUCGCCAGCAUGAUCAAGAGACUAGACGAGGAGCUCGAUGUGCCCAUCACAGCGAAGAUGCGGGUCUUGGAAACGAGAGAAAAGACUCUCGAAUACGCCAAGACCAUCCUGGAUGCGGGCGCCAGCAUCCUCACUGUGCAUGGGCGGAGAAGAGAGCAGAAGGGGCACAACACGGGGCUGGCAGACUGGACCAUGAUCCGCUAUCUCAGGGAAAACCUUCCCAAAGAAACGGUUCUCUUCGCGAAUGGCAACAUCCUACAGCACGAGGAUAUAGCGAAAUGUCUAGCAGAAACGGGCGCGGACGGAGUCAUGAGUGCAGAAGGUAAUCUGUACGAUCCCACCAUCUUCGCAGAGCCGCCCCCAGUAGGAGAGGAAGGACGCGAGUACUGGCGUGGAAGAGAUGGAAAGGGAGGAUACAGAAUGGACGCCGUAUUCCGCCGCUAUAUGGAUAUCAUCCACAAAUACGCACUGAAACAGCAACCACCUUCCCGGAAACCUCUCUUCCUGCCCUCCGACCCUGUCGACGUCGCAGAUGAUACACCCCCUGCUCGGGACACAGACGAGCAAGAAGGCCCUCCUAAGAAGAAAGUCAAACUUCAGCAACUCAUAACCGACAAAAAACAACCUCAGAUCAAAAACCCAAACCUCUCCGCCAUGCAAGCUCACCUCUUCCACCUUCUGCGCCCGCUCGUCUCACAACACCACAACGUGCGAGACACACUGGCCAAGACACGCACAGGCGACAUCGAAGGAUACGAAAAAGUCCUCUAUCUAGUCGAAGAAGCAGUGAAAGAAGGUCUACUUGCAUACGAAAAAGAACAGUCCUCUCACCCUUCCGCCUCGACCUCCGAACCCGCCACCGUACCACAAAAAGAAGGUGAAGAGCUAGACGCGCACACAUCCUCCCUCGCCACCGUCGCCCGCUGCAAACGCCCCUGGUGGGUCUGCCAACCUUAUGUCCGACCACUCCCCGUCGAAGCCAUUGCCAAGGGUUCCAUGUCCCUCAGCAAAAAGGAGAAGAAAAAACUCGCGGAGCAGCAGGAAUCCGCUACUGCUGCUGCUGAGGCUAAAGCCGUGGGACUUCAGCCAGGCGGAAGGAUCGAGAAGGAGAGCGUCGCUGAUGGCAAGGGGGAAGCCGAGGUCGAGGUCCCUAGGGAUGGUGUGGUUUGUGGGUGA